This is a messenger RNA of Oldenlandia corymbosa var. corymbosa, 336 nucleotides long. NCBI's taxonomy places the organism in Eukaryota, Viridiplantae, Streptophyta, Magnoliopsida, Gentianales, Rubiaceae. The record is from the annotation of a GenBank genome assembly.
AUGAUGAAUUGUGCAGAUUUGGGGGGAGAUGGGAAGGGGAGAAAUUUGGGAAAAUCAAUUAGGGUUCAACAAGAAGUGGAAUUGGAGCAAUUGGUCGCUGAGAUAGAGGCAUCUUCAACUCGGAAGUCAGUGCCGGGAGACAGUCAAGGGAGAGAAAUUACGCCGGAAGCUGGUUUGGGGUCUUUGACUAAGGGCGUUGCUGGGCAUCUAUCUGAUGGGUGUCUCAGUGGAAUAGUAUGGGAUGGUUCAAGAGAAGAGAAGUUGAAACCCCCGGCUGGAAAAUUGACAUAUAACCCUCCUAGUCAGCACAAUGGGAUGUUGGUGGCAAAGAUGUAG